AUGUCAACACGCAAAUCCAGCCGCGCAACCAAAGCGGUGAAAUACACCUCCGCAUCUGAAGGCUCGGAUUUCGAGGACAAGAAGCGAAAGCCCAGAAAGACUUCCACUGCUACCCCCAAAAAACCUGGACCCACAAAAAGGACAAAAGCAGCACCAAACGCGACCACCGUAUCAGGAAAGAAGGCCCCCAUGAACCCCAAGCGCACCGCCGAAUCCGACAACGACGACGACGACGUUUCCACCACCGAAACCGCCCCCAAACCCAAGCGCCAAAAGAAAGACCCCGAGACCCUCGCCCAGGAAGCUCGCGAGAAGCAAGCCAAAGCCGACAAAGCGCUUUACAAGCAGAACUGGCAGGACUGGCUCGCAUCCCACACCGUCGAAGGCGAGAUGCUAGAGGAGGAACCCGACAAGGAAGAGGCCAUCACGCAGACCGAUGCGCUGAAGCAAUAUGGGCUCAAGAAAGAGGAACUAAUGUCUUUGCCGCGGUACGAGAAGAAGAACCCGUUGUACGGCGGGACGAUGAAGUUGUUCCUCGAGGAGAACGUGAAAGAGUUGGGGUUCAGGAAACUGGCGAUCUUGGAGGGAGUGGAGGGGGGUGGUGAGGAAGUGGUUAGGAGGGGAAUGGAGAUUUGGGAAGCAGAGCAUAAAUACGAUCCUGAGUCUGAGAAUGAAGAGAAGCCAAUGAAGCCAGUGAAGAACGACAAGUCCGCGCCGACAAAAGAGAAGAAAGACACCUCAGCCAAACCCGAGAAAACGAAGAAGGAAGCACCAACCAAAGAAAAAACACUCAAACAGAAAUGGUCCGCAUACAUAUCCGCACACACCAUCGCCACUGACGAUAACCUCACCGAAGAGCCAUCCGACGUCAUCAACCAAACAGAGUGCAAGAACAAGUACAGUCUCACGCCUCAGGACCUAGCUUGUCUGCCGUUCUUCCCCAAGAAGAACCCUGUGUACGGGAAGAUUAUGAAGUUGUUUGAAGAGAGCGAGGUGAAGAAGUUGGCGUAUGUGAAGACUGCUGUUCUGGCUGGGGUGGAGGAUGAUGGUGAGGAUGAUGAGGCGUUGGUGAAGGAGGGGCAGAAGAUUUUUGAGGAGCAGCGAGAGGGCGAAGAAGAUGACGAAGAGUAG
Alternaria ventricosa is the source of this 1131-nucleotide messenger RNA. RefSeq lists its product as uncharacterized. The record is from RefSeq and is a predicted model, not a curated record. The transcript has 2 exons. Lineage: Eukaryota; Fungi; Ascomycota; Dothideomycetes; Pleosporales; Pleosporaceae. The coding region runs from base 1 to 1131 and encodes 376 amino acids.